AUGUCGAUUUUGUGGAUUUGUCUGCUAUUGCUGCCUGCCCUCGCCAACGGUCUUUCCGUCGAGCCGGUGUAUGGCCCAUGUGGAGAUGACAAGUUCCUGUGUGGUGGUGUCUGCCUGCCGGCGAAUACAAUCUGCGAGCCGGAUGCGAGAUUCAUGGAAUUUGCCCCGUGCCCGUGGCCGUUGGUCCGCUGCCACGAUCGAUGCAUUGAUCCGAUCUUCGGAACUUGCCUA
This is a messenger RNA of Mesorhabditis spiculigera, 231 nucleotides long. NCBI's taxonomy places the organism in Eukaryota, Metazoa, Nematoda, Chromadorea, Rhabditida, Rhabditidae. The record is from the annotation of a GenBank genome assembly.